GACGCUGACUCCUGGGCCCGUGCAAACAAAGCCUCUCACGCGACCCGUACAGCAAAGAACCUCCUCGCCGCUUCCCUUCCCGUCGCCGGAACCAAACCGGAGGAGCCCCGCGCCCGCCGUCUCCUCUCGCCGCCGUCGACCGCGUCGCCGCCCCGCCAUGUCGAUCUUCGAGUACAACGGGAGCGCCGUGGUGGCGAUGGUGGGGAAGAACUGCUUCGCCAUCGCCAGCGACCGCCGCCUCGGCGUGCAGCUGCAGACCGUCGCCACCGACUUCCAGAGGGUGUUCAAGGUCCACGAGAAGCUCUACAUCGGCCUCUCCGGCCUCGCUACCGACGCCCAGACGCUGUACCAGCGGUUGGUGUUUAAGCACAAACUGUACCAGCUGCGAGAGGAGAGGGACAUGAAGCCUGAGACCUUCGCCAGCCUCGUCUCCGCCCUCCUGUACGAGAAGAGAUUUGGGCCAUACUUCUGCCAACCAAUUAUUGCUGGGCUAGGAGAUAACGAUCAACCAUUUAUAUGUACCAUGGACUGCAUUGGUGCCAAGGAACUGGCAAAAGAUUUUGUGGUUUCUGGCACUGCUUCAGAAUCAUUAUAUGGUGCUUGUGAGUCCAUGUAUAAACCAGACAUGGAACCCGAAGAACUAUUUGAGACAAUCUCACAAGCAUUGCUGUCUUCUGUUGAUCGUGAUUGCCUGAGUGGCUGGGGAGGUUAUGUUCUCGUUGUAACGCCCACUGAAGUUCAGGAGAGAGUGCUCAAGGGAAGGAUGGACUGAGUUUGCCACACAAGUAGCCCUAGAUCACGUAGGAGACUGUUCCUCCGUUUGACCUAAAAACCUGUGUGAUCUAUUUAUUUCACAAACUAUAGAACCUGAAGCGUGGAAGAUAUAUGAUUGUUAAUUUCCUGUUUCCAUGUUCCAGGCACUUCUUAUGUUUUCAAUUCUACAUCUUGGAGUUGAACAUGUCACUGAAAUCUGAAAAAAGCCCGAAUGCCUGUGUGACUACGUUGUUUCAGCACACCCUGCGAAAUACCGUUGCAAUAA
Brachypodium distachyon (stiff brome) is the source of this 1039-nucleotide messenger RNA. RefSeq names its product proteasome subunit beta type-3. Gene Ontology annotation, cellular component: proteasome core complex, beta-subunit complex; proteasome core complex. Lineage: Eukaryota; Viridiplantae; Streptophyta; Magnoliopsida; Poales; Poaceae. The coding region runs from base 158 to 772 and encodes 204 amino acids. The transcript is spliced from 7 exons. The record is from RefSeq and is a predicted model, not a curated record. Gene Ontology annotation, biological process: proteasome-mediated ubiquitin-dependent protein catabolic process.